UAAAUUUCAUAUCAAAACAUCGAUACCACAAUGAUAUGUUCUUCGAAAUACGGUUUAAUUUUAAAUGUAAAUAUAGAAUCUUAAUACUGUAAUAAUAGCCCGUCAAUCUCACCAUAAUGAAAUAGAUAACUUAACGGACUUAACACAAAAAUGUAGAAUCGUCAUCAGCGAUGUCUAGGAGGUGGAUAUUUUUAUUAGCAGCUAUCGUGGCUACAGUGCAUUUCUCCAUAAUUAUAGUCAUGUUAAGCCCGUUAUAUGGUGCUAAAAAUUCUUAUUAUGGAGGAAGUUACGCAAAUCGUCUAUCUUUGAGACAGCCAAACGUAAACUGGUGUAAAGAAUUGAGAUUUCGUAUUCCACCAUCUAAUAGUGUCGUAGCAUUGGUGUCCUAUCCUGGAAGCGGCAACACUUGGUUAAGAUAUCUCUUGCAACAAGUUACAGGUAUUAUGACAGGCUCAAUAUACAUGGAUUAUGGUUUAAGAGUGCAUGGCUUCCCAGCAGAGAAUGUGACUAAUGGAUCAGUAUUGGUUGUUAAAACACAUGAAGGCCCUCCAUCAGAUCAUAAAUUUCAAGCGGCUAUACUCCUUAUAAGGAAUCCUAGAGAUGCCAUAUUGGCUGAUUUUAACAGAAUCCACAAAGGCCAUAUAGGCACCGCUCCAAAGUCUGCAUUCAAAAGGAAAACAAGGGAACAUAAAUCCGACUGGGCGACCUAUGUGUCCAUUGAGCUGAGAUCUUGGGAGAGCACCCACAAACAUUGGUUGAACAACUUUCCGGGACCCAUUCAUAUUGUGUUCUACGAGACUCUGGUGGAUAGAACUCGGCAAACCCUACAGGGUAUUUUGGACUUCUUAAAUCAUACAGUUACAGAGGAGGACAUGAAUUGCGCGAUGUACAACAAAGAAGGUAUAUAUAGAAGGAGAAAAAAAUAUAGAGAUUUCGAUCCAUUCACGCCGAACAUGUACGCGGCGCUUGAAACUGUCAGGAACAGAGUGCGAGACAUGGUCACAGACUAUCAAAGGACUCAUAAUCGCACAGAGUAAAAAUUAUUGCUCAUAGAUAAAUAAUAGUUCAAAUUUGUAGAUAAAAAGAAUGGAUUAUUUUCUAUUCCUACUUAGAAUAAGUGUUUUCGUCUCUGAACAUAAAACAUGUUGUCUUCUAAGUUCAUCGAAUACUUGAAUUAAUAUGAUGUGUGUGUUUAUUUGGUUUGUAAUAUUUUGUUUAGAAUAGUAAAGUUAGGUCAUGAAUUUUUUAAAGAUUUUUUAUGUUUUUGUACCUGGAAUCUUGUUACUUUGUUUUUAUUGUUUAAAAAUCUUAAAAAUUAAAAAAAAAUACUCGUUUUAAUUGUCAUAUUUUUAUAAUUAGUGUAAUAGAAAAUGAUUAGGCCUAAUGCGAUUUAUAUAUUUAUUUUUGUUGUAUAAAUGUUGUGUAUGUGUUAAGUGAAUUAAAUUGCUUCUCAUCUCUUAAACAUAUAAAUGCUAUGAGAAACCCCGAAAAAUAAAGUUCCUACUUAAACGAACUAUGAUCUUAAUUGAACAAACUUCAAUAUUUAUAUUUUCUAUUGUUAUUAUAUUACUAUGUUAGAUAGUUGUUUGUUUGUCGCUUAAGUAAAGAUUCCUUUAUAUUCCAUUGUAUAUUCAGUUUUCCAUUUUUAAUAUCUUUCCAAACAAAUUUCCGAUUAUAUGUUAUAAUAC
Zerene cesonia (dogface butterfly) is the source of this 1688-nucleotide messenger RNA. RefSeq names its product WSCD family member AAEL009094. Gene Ontology annotation, molecular function: sulfotransferase activity. The transcript has 5 exons. The record is from RefSeq and is a predicted model, not a curated record. Bases 171 to 1037 code for a protein of 288 amino acids. NCBI's taxonomy places the organism in Eukaryota, Metazoa, Arthropoda, Insecta, Lepidoptera, Pieridae.